CCUCCUCGACAACGAGAAGUCGAGAACACACACGCACAUACGGAACGGAAGCUACUAGCCCGCAGCCUUCUUCAGUCUCCCGUCUUCUUCUGGUGCCCAACACAUCCUCAUUCUCAGGGUCGCCCUCUCGAUUCUCCCUCAAGUCCAGUCCAGCCGGAUCAGUCCCCUUCCCCUCCUCCACAAGGUGCCGCCUCCCGCAGAUCCGAAUUGGAAUCUGGGCCUUCGUCUCCGCACCACCAAUCCGGUAAAUAUACGCGGGCAAUAAAAAUCCCUCCCUCCCCCCCGAACCGUAAUGAUAGAUAGCUGCUUGCCUGCUCCGGAGUUUCUUCCGCUGUUCUCUCUCGCGCAAAUUUUUAUGCUGGGCAAAGACGGUGUUCUUCAGCUUCGACCCCCAAAAAGGGCGAAGCUUUCGCGUCCUUCCCCACACACACAAAUUACCUGGGAGCCGUAGCUUCUGUUUGGUGCGGCCACGGGGUGGAAGAAAUGGUAUGCGGGAUGCUCGCCAAUUGGCAUGCUGCGCUUUCCGUCCCUGCAGCCGCAAGAGGCCUUCUCUUUUAGAUCUGUGCCGCGCCUUCCUCUUCCUGGUACCCUGUGAUUGGAGCCAGUAUUGUUAGCGUUUAAUGAAGCUGCUUUUUUCUAGCCGGCUUUUGGAUGGUGCUUACUACUACAUCGUAUCAGUUGCCACCACUCUCGCGUGCUUUUGCCUUCUUUAGGUUUGCUCGCAGGGCACACAAAGCCAUUUUUACUGCUGGAAGACUGCCGCUUUUAGUAUCUCUGGGCUCUGGCUCUUGAGUGAUCUCCAAGUCUACUUGCAAGAUCUGUGUUCAGUUGACUUGAGUUCUUCUCAGCUUCUUUGAUGUGAGGAGAUUGGCGCACGAAAUCACGUAGCAGUAGCUCUUAUUCCCCACUCGCGUUUUAACCUGAGCUGCGGCAGUUGGCAUUCUUCAUUCAGUCGUAAUGGAUGGGAUAGCUCGUAAUAAGGGCGGUGCUUCGCCUGGUACAGGAAAGGGAAGGGAAGGGAAGGGAAGUGAUGGGGGAGUGCGAGGACGGCAAGGAGUACAGGUGCUGGGAGGAGCUGCUGCCGGACGCGCUGGGGCUCAUCUUCCGCAACCUGCCGCUCCAGGAGGUGCUCACCGUCCUGCCGCGGGUGUGCAAGUCCUGGGGGCGGGUGGUCGCCGGCCCCUACUGCUGGCAGGAGAUCGACAUCGAGGAGUGGAGCCAGCAGCAAAGCAAGCCGGAGCAGAUCGGCCGCAUGGUGGAGCUGCUCGUCGGCCGCAGCGGCGGCUCGUGCCGCCGGAUCAGCGUCUCCGGGCUGCCCUGCGAUCCGCUCUUCUCGUUCAUCGCAGACAAUGCGCGAGCUCUUGGGACCUUGGAGAUCCCCAGGAGUGAGAUCAGCGACUCCGUAGUGGAAGCCGUGGCGCCGCGGCUAUCGAACGUGACGUUCCUAGACAUCAGCAGCUGCACGAAGAUCGGGGCCCGCGCGCUGGAGGCGUUCGGCAGGCACUGCAGGUCCCUGGUGGGGCUCCGGCGGGUGAUGCACCCGAUCGACCUGGCGGACAAGGUGUGCCAGCACGACGAGGCGCACGCCAUCGCGCGCAGCAUGCCGAGGCUGCGGCACCUGGAGAUGGGGUACAUGCUGGUGGCGACGGAGGCGGUGCUGGAGAUCCUGGAGCAGUGCAGCGAGCUCAAGUUCCUGGACCUGCGCGGCUGCUGGGCCGUGGACGACCGGUUCCUGCGGGAGCGCCACCCGGGGCUGCGCGUCCUGGGCCCGCGCGUCGUCGACGACUGCUACGAGAACAGCUACUGGGAGGAGUGCUCCGACUACUACUCGGACGAGGACGAGGACUACGACGACGACGUCGUCUCGUGGGGGUUGUUCGUGGACGACGACGACGACUACUACUACGCCGUCGGCAGCGACGACGACGAGGCUAUCUGGGACGACGCGCAGGGCCUGGAGAACCUCGAGGUGAGGUUCUACGGCGGUGGCGGCUUCGGCGAGAGCUUCGCCGGCUUCGACUGGCCGCCGUCGCCGUGACGCGUGGCCCGCGAGAGCCGCCGCUGCGCUUGCGUUGCGCGGACCGUUUUCGGCUCUUGCUUAUAUACCGCGUGCGUGCCUGAGUCGUUGUUUGUUGUUCGUCCCCAAGCUUUGCUUGCAGAUGUAAGCUUUCAAUCUUUAAGCUCUAGCUUGCAGAUAUGUGAAGUGGACUGCUAGUAGUACACUCUAGCUGUAAACUCCGGUGUUUACCUGAAGCAAACCAGCAUGCACCGGUGAGAUUUCACCGGCGCCAUCCCCAUCCUA
Zea mays is the source of this 2302-nucleotide messenger RNA. RefSeq names its product ubiquitin-protein ligase. NCBI's taxonomy places the organism in Eukaryota, Viridiplantae, Streptophyta, Magnoliopsida, Poales, Poaceae. Bases 1031 to 2038 code for a protein of 335 amino acids. The transcript has 3 exons. The record is from RefSeq and is a predicted model, not a curated record. Gene Ontology annotation, molecular function: protein binding.